Xyrauchen texanus (razorback sucker) is the source of this 2773-nucleotide messenger RNA. Its product is annotated as protein LBH-like. NCBI's taxonomy places the organism in Eukaryota, Metazoa, Chordata, Actinopteri, Cypriniformes, Catostomidae. The coding region runs from base 294 to 563 and encodes 89 amino acids. Gene Ontology annotation, biological process: positive regulation of DNA-templated transcription. Gene Ontology annotation, cellular component: nucleus. The record is from RefSeq and is a predicted model, not a curated record. The transcript is spliced from 3 exons.
GAGCCUAUUUAUGACGAUGUUAUUCUAGAAUUUGGAGUCUGGUCCGCUAUGGGCGUGUCUACCGGCCACGCCUUCUCUAUAAAGUCAGCCUACAGCGACUCAUGAAGUAGUUCAAGCACCUGGUGGGAACGCGUAAUCUUACUGGAAUAUUUCGGACGAUAAAUCUUCAAGUUUUCCUUUGUGAGGUUUAUGUGCAGAGACUUCAGGCCCUCAUCGACUGGAAAGAAAGUCGUUGGUCGUUUCUUGAGAAGCUUCAUGUCUGUAACUGAACAGUAUUUGUAGUGUGUCGUGAGAUGACUGAAGUGAUGAUCAGCGCAGCACCGAUGGAUGACAUGAGGAUGAGUCCCAGCAAAGACCGACUCACCUUCCAGAUCUUUCCAGACCCGUCAGACUUCGAUCGCUGCUGUAAAUUGAAAGACCGUCUGCCGUCCAUCGUGGUGGAACCGACAGACGGUGAGGUGGAGAGCGGUGAGCUGCGCUGGCCUCCGGACGAGUUCCUCGUCAGUGAAGAGGAAGAGCAUGACGGAAACGUCCAGAAUGAACUCAAUGUUAGAGAGAAUUAAACUGACUGUGUCUCACUCGCGCACGACACACACACACACACACACACACACACACACACAAACACACACACAGGUUAACAAAAGGAAUAGAUUGAUCUCACAAACACUCACACCUUCUUGUGCAUGCGUGCGCAUGUGUGCAAGCGCGUGUAUGUGAGUGCGCCUUUGUGUGAGUGUACGUGUGUGUGUGAGUCUGUUUGUGUGUGAGUGCUGUUGUGCGUGUGCGUCUGUAUGUGUGUCUCACGGUGAGUGAGUGAGUGUGUGUGCUUGUGUGAGAGUGUGUGUGUGUGUGUGUGUGAGAGUGUGAGUGUGUGUGUGUGUGUGUGUGUGUGUGAGUGAGAGUGUGUGUGAGUGUGUGUGUGUGCGCGUGUGUGAGUGAGUGUGUGUGUGUGUGUGUGUGUGUGUGUGUGUGAUUUUGAGCGUGUGCUUGUGAGUGUGUGUGUGUGUGUGUGUGUGUGUGUGUGUGUGUGUGUGUGUGAUUUUGAGCGUGUGUGUGCGUGCGUGUGUGUGUGCGUGCGUGUCAUCUGUUUGUCGAGUGAAGUAUAUUGUGAGGUCGUCGAGUAUGUUUUGCUUCCAGUGUGUUUGGGAGAUUUCAUCAACUGAUCACUGUGAGGGGUUAAUAGAGGUCAGAGGGUCAAUAGCAGGUCAUUUGAAGGUCACAUAGCCAGUUCAUUUGCUUAGGAAAUUAUAUGUUCAGCAGCUCAGUGUGUUUUACAGUCUGCUCAUUCCUGCACUUUGCCUCUUCAUGCUUUUGAAUAAUGUAGAUUAUGAUCCAAAUAGAAAGAAGUCAAAUUCUCUGUAGAUAUUUUCACAGUUAUUGUCUCCGUCUCUCUUUGAUUUCCACAGCAACUCUCAGAUGUGAUCAUGUGCUUUAGAGGAGCAGAUUUAAGUGUUUACUGACCUUCACAGCGCCGCUCAAUGUCACUUUGCUUUGUACUUAAACCAUUUCAUCUGGGAAAUAUCUUUAGAAAACAAUGUAUUGAACUAGUUGUCUUCCUGUCUAACACUGUUAACUGACGUUUGUAAAAUAAUGAAACCAUUCAAAUAUCAAAAGAUAUUUCACAGAAUGUUUGAUCUUGUGUCUCCAUCUGUGUCUGUCCAUUUCUUUACUAGUGUGUGUACACAGAGUCAAUACUGAGAGUGUGUGUGUGUGUGUGUGUGUGUGUGUGUGUGUGUGUUCUGGACUUCCUAUCGGCAGCGUCUGUACGUCUCUUCAUCUGUAAAAUCUCAGGGAGAGUCACACAAAUGAAGUUUUUUUUUUUUAUCUGCAUCACUGAUUCUCUGUCACUGUCAGAGGUUGUAAAUAAACAUUUUGAAAGUGCUUUUCACAUCAGCGUUCUGAGUUUAUUCUGACGGUGUAUUUUAAAUCAGAAAAAGUCGAGCUUGUGGAGCGUGUGUGUGUGUCACUUGGUGAAAAUGUUGCAUCAUGAAGAUAAAAUGUUUUUGUUGUGAGAAACAGAAAGUUUGUCUCGUUUGUUGCGUUAGAGCGUUUCAUUGGCCUGACUUCCUGCUGAUGUUCUGUAUAUAUGUGCAUGUAUAUCUGCUGUGAAUGUGCACACAUACUGUAUUUAGUCAUGCUAACCACAAGUUGCCUUCCUGCCUCUCUAGACUAACCUCGAAACGAGCACACUUCCUCUCAGAGUCAAGUCAUCUUUAUUUGUUGCUGCUUUUCACAACACGCAACAUUUCAAAGCUGCUUCACAGAAACUCGUGCUGUAGAAAAUGAUGCUUGUAAAGUCAUCGUGUGGUUAUAAUAAAUAAUGAGAUUUUUAAGGCAUGAUUUUAAGUCAUUAGGCUCCCCGUGAGCAAACCGAAGGAACACAAAACUCCAAAAGAUGGAGAACAAUCACCUCGGUAGAAACCGGACUCCCCAGUAACCCUCUGGCUAAUAUAUAUAAUGGCAAUAUUAUCUGUGUGUUAUAAAAGUCUUUGUUUAGUAUAUGUUGGUGACAAUGUUUGAAACUAAAGGAUUUUCUAUGAUUAAUGAUUAAGUGUCCAUUCAGUUGGCUGAUUAAUCUUUAGUUGGUGUUCAUUUAAUUUCGACACUCAUGGGCAAAAAAAUGGACCAACAAAAUAUUAACCUUUUAAUGGUCUUUAAAAUUGCAAAGGUAAAAUCGUGAUAAUUAUUCAAAUGUUUGAUAUAAAUUUAAACUAACACAUGUCUGGGUGUACAAAAGUAUCCAAAAAUAUCUUGUGGGAUGUUUAUUUUU